CCUAUUAUUCAAAAUACGCAGUGACUUAAACAUUUAAUUAUAACAUGGCGCAGUCGUAACUAAAGAAUACUACGUGAUCAAAAGAAGCAGAAGUACAUUUAAAAAAAAAAAAACAAUUUUUUUUGUGGUAACCCAAUAAAACGUGUUCCUAAUUAUUAUAAUUCACAAAACAAAAUAAAAUUUAAUUCAAAAAACCAGCACCGUUAAAAAUGACUGGAAACUUACCACAGAACUUCAAGUUCUUUAAGCAACAAAUUGAGAUUUAUAUAACUGCUACGGAAACAGAUACCAAAUCAAAAAGAGUUCAAGUUAUUUAUUUCUUAUUAUCAUUAUGUUAUCUAUCUUAUUCUAGACCUUUAUUUAAUUUAUUCAUAUGUAAAAAAAAAAAAAAAAAUGUUUAUAUAUCUUGUAUCUGUAUCUUGUACACUCCAUGUAAAUUUUGUAAAAGCCGACUGGCGUUAAUUCUAAUAAAAUAAAUAAAAUAAAUAAUAAAAUAAGUAGCCCGUUUACUGAAUCUCGUGGGAGCGAAUGCAUUAAAGGUAUAUAAUACCUUAAUUACUGACAAAGAAAAAGAUACUGAUGUAUAAGGAAUAUUGGAGAAAUUAGAAAAAUACUGUUCACCAAGAGUAAAUGAAAUAAUGGCACACUACAAGUUCUUUACUGCCAAACAAAAUGAAGAUCCCUUUGAUGUGUAUUUAACGCAUCUUAAAGAGUUGGUAAAACCUUGUAAUUUUGGUACAAUGGAACCCAAACUACUCAAAACUCAAAUAGUGUUGGGAAUACAAAGUCGUGACACAUUGGAACGGUUAUCAAGAGAAGAUAUGACAAUCGACAAGGUAAUAACGUUUUGUCAAUCUGUUGAAGCUGCAGAAAAGAAUUGUAAUGAACUGGAGAAAACAACUGAAGUGAAUCAAAUCAAAACAACAAAAACGACCAUCGACAACUGUACCAGUAUGUGUAAAACAAAAGAAGACUCUGCUCGAAAAACUAAUAAGGUAAAAAAGAAGUUUAAUAACAAAGUAAGUAAAAAGUCUUCUUACAAGCGAAAUAUAAUUAAUACAGUAAAAAAUGAAUCUGAUAGUGAUAAUUAAGACUGAUGUAAAAUUUAUCAUAUUAGAUAGGUAAAAUAAAUUGUGUCCCAAUAUUAG
Messenger RNA from Acyrthosiphon pisum (pea aphid), 1148 nucleotides. RefSeq lists its product as uncharacterized. Lineage: Eukaryota; Metazoa; Arthropoda; Insecta; Hemiptera; Aphididae. Bases 639 to 1091 code for a protein of 150 amino acids. The record is from RefSeq and is a predicted model, not a curated record. The transcript has 2 exons.